Striga hermonthica is the source of this 1629-nucleotide messenger RNA. NCBI's taxonomy places the organism in Eukaryota, Viridiplantae, Streptophyta, Magnoliopsida, Lamiales, Orobanchaceae. The record is from the annotation of a GenBank genome assembly.
AUGGACUUUGCAGAGCAAGCCAUGAAUCUGUUCGGAGAUUCGGACGAGGAUGAUGAAACCAUCAACAACAACAACUCUAACGACGAGGAACCAGACGGGGAGCCACGCCAGCAGCGGAGCUCGUCCUCCUCCUCGUCUUCCUCGUCUUCCUCAUCCUCCGCCGCCUCCUCCUCCUCCGAUUCAUCCUCCGCGUCCUCCUCCUCCAAUCGCAGCGGCAGCAGCCGCAGCCGCGAAGGAGAUGACGACGAUGACGACAAUCGUGGUGAAGUGAGGUCAUCUGCCGGCAUUAAUCACACUUAUGGCUACAAUGAAGACGGUAACAGUCACUAUUACGAGAACGAGGAGGAGGUGGAGGACGACAAAGAUCUGUUUGGCUCCGAUAAUGAGGAUUACGUCAAAACGCCGGCCAAUAGUCCCCAUCCUGUACCAGUCUUGCCUCCUGUACGGAAUAUGAACAAUCACACAAGAGGAGGUUUUGGGCGUGGUCGUUGGCAAAAUGAUAGAGGAGGGGCUGGUCUCCUUCCACGCCCUGGGCCUUAUCCACAAAGGCAGAACUAUGGUUAUGGUCAGAAGUUUUUCAAUGCUCCUCGUGAUGAGCGUUUUGUUUCUGAGUUGAAAUUCUCAAAAAGUGAAGAAACGCUAGCAAGAAAAGCCAUUGCUUUUCAAGAGCCGUGUGAACUUGCUUGCUUCAGUCGUGUAGAAGGUGGAGAUGUCUACUUUGACGACCGGAGUUUGAGGCUGUUUAAGAGGCUUAUAACUGAAGAUAUUGGUGCCGACCUGAAUGAGGGUUUUGAUACUUUCAUCGCGAAGAAAGAUCUGGGUUCUCAAGGAUUUGGUGACCUCCUUGCUACAAUAAGAAACAAAAAUAUUCCUCUUCAAAACAUGCACUUUGUGGUAAGACAACCAAUGUGUCCAGCUUAUAUUUAUAAAAAAUUUUUAGAAAGGAUUCUGGCCACUGCUUAUAUCAGGAACGAGCCCUGGGAAAUGGGGGUGCAUAAAAGGAAUGGAGUAGUUUAUCUAGAUGUGCAUAAAUUGCCUGAGAGGCCCCAGACUGAACUAGAUCGUCGAAGGUGUUAUUGGGGUUACUGUUUCGAGACUCUUGCUACAGAAGAUCCAAGAAGGGCUGACGGGGAAGGAAUACAUCAUGUUGAUGCCAAUGUUGAAUACUGCUCUGUGAUUAAGACGAAAUUAGGAGCUCACCGUAUUCUCAUGGGUGCUGAAAUGGACUGCUGUGAUUCAACUGAUGAGGGUAGGAGAUUCUAUGUGGAACUAAAGACAAGUCGUGAGUUAGAUUAUCACACUGAAGAAAGAUACGAGAGGGAGAAAUUGCUUAAGUUCUGGAUACAAUCAUUCCUUGCCGGUGUACCUUAUAUUGUUAUUGGGUACAGGGAUGAUGGCGGCCGACUUGUGCGUACAGAAAGACUUAGAACUAAAGAUAUAACACACAGAGUGAAGAUGAAAAAUUACUGGCAGGGAGGAGUGUGCUUAGCAUUUGCUGAUGAGGUCUUGUGCUGGCUUUAUGGGACUGUUAAAGAGAAGCAUAGUAAUAAUUGGGCAUUGUUCAAGAGGAUCGUGCCUGGUACGAACAACGAGUUGAUCUUGAACGCUGUAGCCCGAAUAGCCUAUUAA